Molecule: messenger RNA, 519 nt
Organism: Peniophora sp. CBMAI 1063
Lineage: Eukaryota; Fungi; Basidiomycota; Agaricomycetes; Russulales; Peniophoraceae
Source: the annotation of a GenBank genome assembly
AUGCCUCUCAUACCCUGGUUCACCAGGUCGCGCCAGGUUCCUCUCUACCGGCUCGACGGAACAUAUGCUCCUCAACCCUCUGCAGCUACUCCACUUCCCUCGGAUAUCAACGGCCUUCUCACAGCCGCAUACCAGGAUUACCUAUCCUCAUUGUCACCAAGGUGCAGAUCCUCUAUCACAACGCUGACCGCCGAGAUCGAGGGCUGCACGGCGGCUCAAGAGGUGUCCGACAUUCUUCAGGAGAAGGCGAAGCUCGUGAAGGGUAGUCGUCGGGGCAAUGGGCGCGCACACUCUGUCCGUGGGGCGAUCAAGCCCAUAGUAUGCGGACUGGGCGUUAUACUGGAGACGGCUGCGGAAACGUCUUCAGCCCUGCAAGUGCCGGGCGGCAAGGGCAUCUCCGCUGCCAUAUCUGUUUUUCUCAAGAACGUCUUUAGGCUCUCAACGUACAACGUGCUCGCGGGUAUUCGCUUCCGCUUGCGACGAGACCCAGUAGACUAUGGACUGCCCGUCUCUGCGUGA